Molecule: messenger RNA, 774 nt
Organism: Paecilomyces variotii
Lineage: Eukaryota; Fungi; Ascomycota; Eurotiomycetes; Eurotiales; Thermoascaceae
Exons: 2
Source: RefSeq, a predicted model, not a curated record
GGCCUUUGAAGUCUAUCUUGAGUUAUGAUUUGGAUCUACUGGUAGAGUCCAUGGAAUCACGGAGUCUCCUCAGAGAUUAGACGGUAGAAGAGAGAUAUAAAAGGCAUCUCCAUUCCAUCAUUCUCCCGAUCUCUCAGACCAUUCAUCAGAGACCACAAGAGACUCAAGAAAGAUAUCUCUUUAUACCAUACGCCUUCACAGCAUUCUUGUUUACCGAAAGAGUAUCCUUCAAGAUGCAGUUCCGCCUUAUGCCCAUUGUCUCUCUCCUCAGCGCGAUCGCUGCAACCUCUGCCGCGUCGUCUGUGCAAACCAGGGAUUCUUGCCCCAACCCUCUUCUCUGCUGUCCUGAACUGAAGACUCCGUUGGACCCGACGGUCGACCCGAUCCUGCAGACAUUGGGAGUCAAUGCCACUGCUAUUGUUGGCUCAAUUGGGUUGGAAUGUAAGUGAUUGUGUACUUAUUGAUUAUACAUCUCACUAUUGUGGCUAUACUGACCAUUUCUACUCGCAGGCAAGGUAUACGAUGACUCAUGCUCGACUGCUCCCAAGUGCUGCACGGAAGCCUUUUUACUCGUAAGUUCUGCGGAGAAGGACGGCGAGUGGAUCCGGUAACUAAUGAAUAUGGUACUUGUUCAGGGAGGAACUGUUGCUAAUUGAGUUUCGGAACGCGGACAGGACAGAUAGUAUCACUAUACUUCACGUGGGAGUAUCAGUGUACGGUAUCCAUAAUUUGUAUUUUCUUUGAUAAUUGGACAUUAUUUAACUAGUUAUCCAU